Kluyveromyces marxianus DMKU3-1042 is the source of this 1104-nucleotide messenger RNA. It is a transcript of the gene JNM1, whose product is annotated as Jnm1p. Lineage: Eukaryota; Fungi; Ascomycota; Saccharomycetes; Saccharomycetales; Saccharomycetaceae. The transcript has a single exon. Gene Ontology annotation, cellular component: cytoplasm; dynactin complex. Bases 1 to 1104 code for a protein of 367 amino acids. Gene Ontology annotation, biological process: mitotic spindle organization. The record is from RefSeq and is a predicted model, not a curated record.
AUGGCAUCUGAGAUAAUUGACUUGUCUGCAAGCGUGGAAGAGUUCGGAUUAGAACCUGAUAACACAGGGAAAGUGAUAUAUGAAACAAGCGAUGUUGAUGAAAGUGAAGUUGAAGUCUCGAAGGGGCCCCAGAACGAGGAUAUUAUAGAAGAUCCGGUAUCAGAUGUUGCUAAUAGUACCGAAGUAUAUGAAUCUACACAACUAAGUGCAGAUCAGACUGAUUUCUCAGGAAGAUUGGACUCUCUGCCUACAUACAAAAGUCGAUUCGUUAAGGAAACCCCAAAGCAGAAACUGGCAAGGAUCCAGCGCGAGAUCUUGGAAGUGCAGCAUGAACUGGAGGUGGAGAAUUCCAAUUCAAACGAAAAGGACCUUCUAGAUGUUAAAAACUUAUACAAAUCACUUUCCAGAUUCAAUACUGAGAAGAUGGGAGAGCUUCAACGCCGGUUAUUGUCCGAUAGCGAAUCACAGGAGACAGAAACUGUGCGUCUACCGAACAUAAAGUUAGAUCCAACGUCCAUAAUGAAAUUGGAAAAAUUGGAACAGAAACUGACCUCAAUGGAAUCUCAGAUAGGCAUUUCUACCGACGCUAGGUCUUCGAAAUCGAUUAUAUCCACUAUCAACGACAUAUACAGGGACAUGAAUAUCCUCAAGAUGGAUGAGCAAUCUCUAACCAAUUUCCAAAAACGUAUGAAAGAAAUCAGCGACCAGUAUGACCAAUCCAUCAUUGGCAGAAGAGCCCAGAAGGACCCCGAACUUAUGACCGAGAUCGAAAAGAAGAUGAAAACUACAGAAGCAAAACUACAAGACAUUUACGUCAAUUACCAACUGUUAAACAGAUAUUCAAAACUUAUACCGCAGAUAACACAACGUCUAAAAUCCCUUAGCUCCUUACAUGGCUCUAUAAAUGAUAUGAACAACACUGUGGCACAGAUAAAUGACCACAUUUCUUCCAUGGAUGGUCAAAUCGAAAAGUGGUCCACCCUAGUAAAUACCGCUAACGAUGCUCUCACUUCGCAUGAAACUGCUUUCGACAAGAAGAAAAACACUCUAGAGGCACAGCUACAUGAAACAGAAUCCCGCAUAACGAAAUUGCAGUCUAAAUAG